Molecule: messenger RNA, 729 nt
Organism: Rhopalosiphum maidis (corn leaf aphid)
Lineage: Eukaryota; Metazoa; Arthropoda; Insecta; Hemiptera; Aphididae
Exons: 3
Coding region: 105-614 (169 amino acids)
Source: RefSeq, a predicted model, not a curated record
CAAAAAAAUAAACAAGCAAGUAAAAGCCACUGACAAUGCUUCGAGUAUCCGGAUAAACACAAUCACAAUUGACUAUAGUGUCACGGGGAAACAACAUCUUUAUAAUGGUACACAUUCGGACGAUUUUGACGUUAUCCAUUGCGAUUUUGGCCAUCGACAAUGUGCUAAUAGAAGCUGGAAAAGCAACGGAAGACCGGAAACAAAAUUUGUCAAAUCGUGCUUCGAAACAUGCGGACACAUUAAGACCAUUCGGAAAUAAGUUAAAAAUGAAAUUCGGUAGUCAAAUGAGCCAACAGGUCGUUGGGCAAUUGACCGAUAUAAGUAAUGUCAUUAUCGACCAUAUUAUGAAACAUGAAUCAUUUCCAAAGUAUUUGAAAAAUGUAUUUUCGGUAUUACGAAAAUAUGCAGUGAGACAAAUUAUGUCAAGAUUUAAAAAACUUGAAAAAACUUAUAAAAAAUGGGAAAAACAAAACUUUCCGGACAAACAACAGAAAGCUAAUGCUUUAGAAAUACUAUACAAACAAGAAGGAAGAACCAUUGAGUCAGAAAAAAUAAGUGCAAAAAAAUCUAAAAAAAAAGAUAAGAAAUCUGGAGUUAAAUACGGUGUUAAAUGAAAAUAUACGAUAUAGGCACCUAUACCAAAUUAUUUAUAACUGAGCUAAUAAUUGUAUAUAUUUAUAUAUUUAUUAUUCAAAUUAAGAUGAAAACUAUUAAAAAUCAAUCACAUAU